AUUUGGUGGGCAGCAGCAGGAACCAGUACCGACACAGGCAGGAAGUACCGAGGUUAAGCGCGCCAUAAGCCAGCCUUUGGAAUCUGGUGUUCUGCUCUGAUCUCAAGUUCCAGCACGAUUCUGGCAUUGUGCUCGAACUGAAUAAAUAAGGUUGGUCGCUCUUUUGCCUACACGGCACUAGGCUCCUGGCUCCAUGGAGAGGGCCUUGAUGGGCGACCCGUUGUCCAAGCUCACUGACGACGUCCUCGUGGACAUCAUAUCGCGUGUGUCGUACAAGUCGACCUGCUGCUGCCAGUGCGUCGCCAGGCGUUGGCGCAAUCUCAUCUCCCACCCUGAUCACCGCACGAAGCUACACCAGCCGACCCUGGCCGGCUUCUUCUUCGAAUCCUACAACAGUACAUACGACUACCCCAAGAUGGCCCAGUAUGAGAUGGGUCAUUAUUACACUAGAGUCUCAAACGAUGGCUGGCCUCACUACCACCCAUCCCUCUCAUUUCUGCCCAAAUGCAAGAGCCUUGACAUCUUAGACUGCUGCAAUGGCCUCCUCCUCUGCCGCUGCUGGAAGCCAACUUAUCCCAAGACAUUGGAUUACGUGGUGUGCAAUCCCGCUACUGAGAAAUGGAUGAUAGUGCCGGCCACCAACUGGUCUAGCCAGGUGGAGGUCGCCCGCUUAGGGUUCGACCAAGCCGCCUCCUCCCACUUCCAUGUGUUUGAGUUCAUAACUGAUAGUGUUUGGGGCCACAAAAGGGGCCAUCACGAUGGAAACAUCAAAGCGGUGGGUAUCUACUCUUCUAAGACUAAAGGUUGGAGUCACACGGUCACAGGUUGGGGCAAUGGAACUAGGAUAUCUAGUGAUUCAAAAAGCGUCUUCUUCAGUGGAAUGUUGCAUGUGACUACCAAUUAUUUGGUACUAGCCGUUGACGUGGAGGGAAAUAACUGGAAGAUAAUUCAUCUUCCUAUGCCACCAUGCACUGAUAAUGCUACUCCGAAAGAUAUCUUUCCAACACAGGGACAAUUGUAUUUUGCUAACAAUGGUGCUUCCAAUGGUUUUGAACUAUGGGUUCUUGAAAACUAUGACAGUGAACAUUGGACCUUGAAGGCUAAGGCCAGCUAUUUGGAAAUGUUCGGGACAAAUCAUUCCUAUUAUGAUUGUGGUUACAGUGUUAUCUCAGUCCGUCCGGAAGAAAAUGUGUUUUUCAUAGUUUGUGGGAACAAGGCGUCAGUAGUAUCAUAUAAGAUGGAUUCCUUGAACCGGAAUGUCAUAGAUGACAUUGUAUGGUCCAAGACGCCUUAUAUUCCAUACGUCCCCUUGUUCUCAGACUCAGAGUCAUUGGCUGAUGAGCAUCAAGUCUUACUUCAGUAGUGCAGGUACACAAUUUUUUUAAAUUUCUGAUGGUAUUGUAGUUUGGUCUUCAAUAUGAGUAACUUUGGCAGACCUUCAUGAAGUUGUGACGGUUCUGCCCGGUCAUUCAUGUACCCAACUUUAUAUAUGCUUUUAGCUAUUGCAGUUAACUUAGUAAAUAUGCCCAUGUAUGUGUACUUGUCUAUUUGCAUGGCCGCUGACAGUCAUGCAAAUAGACACAUUAAUCAUGAUUAAAAACACAUUAAUCUACAUAAUAAACACAUUAAUCAUGGUUAAAAACACGACCAUAGUGUUAUUUGCAUGGCCGCUGACAGUCAUGCAAAUACCCUAGAACUUAACCAUGAAUAACACUAUGGUCGUGUUUUUAACCAUGAUUAAUGUGUUUAUUAUGUAGAUCUGGGUCUCUGCUUAAUUCUCUUUGCAAAAAUUUAUCUGUGUUGUGGUUCUGGAUUAAAUUUUUGCAACCUGUAUAAAUCUUAAGUUGGUUGCUCUUGUUAUGUCAGUGCAUGCUUAACUCAUAACGAGUUGCUUAAUUACCUGCUUUUAUAUCAGAACAGUGUUGGUUAUUCAUGGAAAAGUGUCUGCUCGUUUUACCAUAUAGCUACUCCAUUUUUAUCUUUCUUUUGAGCAGUAGAGCUUUCUUGCGCAGUACAUGGAGUUGUAGUACCCUAGAACUUAACCAUGGAGUUGUAAUAUCCUACAACUUACGCAUGGAUACUAUGAUCGUUUUUUUAAACAUGAUUAAUGUGUUUAAUAUCUAGGUUUGGAUCUCUGCUUAUUUCUCUUUGGAAACAGUUCACCUGUAUUGCAAUUCUUAGAUUCAAACUUCAGUGUAUACCUUGAACUUUCUUUCUGUCUUUGGAGAAGUUUACAUCCCCUUCUUUUGCUUUGUCGUGCUACAGAAUGUUUCUAUCCUAUUUCUUUUAUAUAUUUGAUUGGAGCUUUUGUUAUUUAUCCUAUCAAUGAAAUACAGUUUUGGGAGUUUAAACUGGAUAUGUGUUGUUUCUAGUUUUUCUUAUUACAUGAUUCAUUUAUUCCAGUAUCAGAUGUUCACAAUUGGUAGUGAAUGAUGGCUUCCCCUUGAAGGAGAUGUCUACCUUGUAUUGUAAAUCUCAGGCUGUUUACUUGCUUUUAUAAUGGACUAGUGAUGAUCAAUUAAUCAUGGAUAAAAUGUUUGAUGGUUUCACAUUUUAGCUAUUUGCUUUUGCUUUUGUUUGCUGUAGAUUUAUUUCUAUGUACUGCUCUAUGCUAUCAAUGUGAGCAGACAGAGCAGCAGUCCAGAUUGCAAGUCAUCCAAGGAAGUUGUCAAACAGUAGCUCGUUCAAGACAAUUUGUUCAAGAUCAAAUAUCGCAGGACACUAAAGGUUACUUUCUAGUUAUUAAUCUCUAGCUAGGAAGGCAUUGUUGGCGCAAACACUAUCCCAUGCCCAAUGAGUGGGUUAAUGUUCGCCACGCACUACAGCAUUCUUUUUGUUGGGCCGGCCUUGCUUCCACGAGCUCCCGUGCUGCCUUAUCUUCUUGUUCCUCUCUUCUCAUGUAUCCACUUCUGCAGUUCUCUCGUCUUGUUUUCCCCCGAUUCCACGGUGGAGUAUUUUACCGUCUUCCUUGAGGGGCCUUAGGGUUUUGUUCAUUCGCAUUCGGAUUCAAUCGAUUUUGGUAUGUAUUCUUCUAAUCCCUUGUUUCUAUCCACAUGUUGCUGCUGCCAGGUUUGCGAUUUUUCUCUCUUGUGUUCUACUUGCUCCUAUCUAACCGUCAUGUGCAAAGGUUUGGAUCAUUCCAUUGUAUUCUUUGGUGCUAUCCUAUUGUUUGUUACAUUCCUUCAAUUGUUUAUCUGGCAUGCAACUUCUACUUCUUCCAUGAAUUAUUUGCUUUCUUUCCCGUUCUUGCUAAUGGCAGAGCAAAUGUCAGCAACUUUAUCCAUCCUCAUGGAAUAACUCAAUUUUGUUCUUUGUUUUCUUUCCCAUUCCUGCUGAUGUGCAAUCUCUUCGUGAGAAGCUUCUUUGCCAGGUAAUAACAGGCAGACACAAUGCUCUUCAGAUUCCAAUAGUGAAGAAUUUUGUCAACAAGCAUGUAUGUUUCCGACCAGAACAUUCCAAAUGUUUUAACUCUUUUUUUAGGGAGAAAUGUUUAGCAAUGACAUUCCUUUUUUUUUAUUAGAGGCUCCUCACCUUAUUCGCCCACAAGUAGCACAACUUUUCAAAAUUGUAUGAUUGCAGAUUUUCUUCUAGAAAACAACUUCUACAUUUUUUCCUUGUUAUUGAGAACAGUAAUUAUGAAUUAUUUAAAUGCUUUUGUUCCUAUGCAGUGUAGAACCAAUUAAUUCUGUUAUUUUGGAUCAAGCACUAUCAUUUUGCAUCGAAGUUCACGAGCUACUGCACUUUGGAAGAAGCAGCUAACCAACUAGAAAUUUGUCCUGAUCGGAAAAAAAAAUACUACUCCCUCCGAUUCUAAAUUGUUGUCAAAAUAUUAUAUGUAUCUAGACGCUUUUCAAGAAUAGAUACAUUCAUAUUUGGGCAAAUUUGAGUCAAGAAUUUAGUAUAAGAGGGAGUACAAGAUUGUCCUGCUUUGUACUGUACUAAUGCAACAAUGUGUCGCUACCAUCUAUUGGAAAAUUUUCACUUCAA
Messenger RNA from Brachypodium distachyon (stiff brome), 3987 nucleotides. Its product is annotated as F-box protein At5g07610. The record is from RefSeq and is a predicted model, not a curated record. NCBI's taxonomy places the organism in Eukaryota, Viridiplantae, Streptophyta, Magnoliopsida, Poales, Poaceae. The transcript is spliced from 3 exons. Gene Ontology annotation, molecular function: protein binding. Bases 194 to 1363 code for a protein of 389 amino acids.